Messenger RNA from Alternaria atra, 330 nucleotides. RefSeq lists its product as uncharacterized. The record is from RefSeq and is a predicted model, not a curated record. The transcript has 3 exons. NCBI's taxonomy places the organism in Eukaryota, Fungi, Ascomycota, Dothideomycetes, Pleosporales, Pleosporaceae. The coding region runs from base 1 to 330 and encodes 109 amino acids.
AUGACUGUUAUCCACUCCCUCGCAAUUGUACUAGAGUACCGCUCCUCGACGAAAACCUGGGAAUCACGCCGCUUGGACCUGUUAGGUCAGAAUGUAACCCUACCAGAAGUAUGCUUUAUCUUCCUAGAGUCGAGCGAAUGGUACCAGAAACACUGCUCGGAGGACGACCGCAAGAAGAUAUUAGUGCAGUUUCAUACGCCGGGUAUACUUACCAACGACACUUGCACAUACCUCAAUGGCUACUGCGGUUCUCAAAGCUCUUUUUCCGAAGAUGGUGAUAAGAACAAGCUUGACAGUUUCAGUGCGUCUUCUAUUGUUCUUCAUCAUUAA